UAUUGCUAUGAAAAUUAUUCACUUUCCUCUUUCUUAUUUAUGUUUUUGAAUUUAUGAUUUUUUUUUGUUAUUGAGGAAUUAUUUUUUUCUUGUUGAAUUUGAAAUAUGGAUAUGUAUUUUUUUUUUGGAGGGAGUUGGAAACUAUAGGAAUGGAGGUUAGGAAAAUUAGAGGUACAAGAUAAGGAUGAUUGAUAUAAGAGAAGAUCAGAAUGGAGCGGAUGAUCAUGCUGAAAGAAAAUGACGAAAUUUGUGAUAAUUAUAGAGUACAAAAAUAGAAAGAGUCGGUUUUACACACAAAUAACGUAGUCUAGAUAUGAGUUUAGGAAUGGAUAAUGUGCUUUAAUAUUAUCCAAAAAUUUUGGUAAUUCAUUUCAUUCUGUCAUUGCAUUUCUUCCAACCAAACACUAUCUAAGGUUUGAGAUGUUCGAGUUUUUCCCCUUGUCUAAGACUUAUCUUUUCUUGUACCUUGGAUAUGUGUUCGCAUUUGAUAUUAGUUGUUUAGUUGUGUGAUAUAUAGAUUUUGUUAACAGUGCGACUUACUAAUAUAUUUAGAUUGUUUAUCAUCUUUUUAAAUAAUUUGUGAUACUCAUUUCUCCCCUUAGGUGAUUAUAAUUUUUAAAAACAUGAUGUACCAUUUCUGGAAUAUGCACUUUUUUCAUCCAUAAUCAAACUAUCUGGUUUUUCUUGAGGCCUUAGAAAGUUUUUUUUUAUUAUUAUUAUUACUUUUUUUUGCAUAUAUGGGUUUGGUAAAUAAUAAUUAGAAAUCAUCAUAAGUGAAUUUUUGCCACGAGGAAAGCCCUUACGUAUACAUUUUUUCAGUUGUAGAUAAGUGUUGGUUUAAGCUCAUGAGUGUCAAAAUAUCUAUGUCAGCAAAUUUUCUAAUUCUUUUCUCUCUUAUCCGUGCUGGAAAAAUCUGAUAAGAUCAUAAGAUGUAGGAGGCCAAGUAAGUAGAAAUAAAACAAAAGGAUGAUGUGUGAAUGGUAAUGGUAAGUUAUUUUAUCAAUUGUAGUGGUGAUGCCAACGUAUAUUAGAGUUUUGAUGAUGCAAUUUCAUGGACUUGUUUGUUGGUUAUUAUCAGCCAUCAUCCAUAACAAUUCAAAAUGAGACUGGAUACGCCUCUAACAAUCAAUAUUUCCAUUAUUUUUAAGACUAAUUUACUCCAUACGGGAAGACGGUUAAUCAAAAUCAUUUAAUUUGUACAAACUAUCCAUAUGUACAUGUUGCCGCCUACCUUUAUCGCCCUAAAUUUAUGUGUGUGUAUUUGCUUACAUAUUCAUAUAGUAGGACCCAUAGAUAUACACAUAUUCAAGUGCAUAUGGCUUGUGAGUAGUUUGUUGCAGUCUAGUUGCAUCGUUUUUGGACUAAAAUUAGCAGAACCCUCGAAGUUUUGAGCUAAUUUUUAUUGGCUAUUUCUAAUUAAUUAGAGUAUCACAGGGCAUCACUUUUAUAAUCUGAGUCCUAAGAUAUCUUUUAGUGAUUAGCUCUGUAAUCCGACCGUGAUAUGUACUAGAGACUUAUAAAUGCCCACCGCACUCUGUGCAAACUUUAUUAUCUUUCUUUUGCUUCUCCAUUUCCUCUUCUGAUCAUAUAAAUGCUAUAGAUGCGCAUACCAGAGGCACAUGCAUACAGGCAAGUGUUAAAGGACCUCAUGGACCUGUAUAGUGGAGCAAUGAAUGAAAACAAUGGAAAGAAACCAGUUGUAAUCGCAAGUAGAGUGGUCCAAGCUUGCUUGGAGCCUCUAGAGUGAGAGAAAUUUUGAGUUUUAGAACAAUGACUUUGAAGAAUCUAUCAAAGUUUAUAAUGCAAUAAUUUUAAACUAUAGCACCCUACAUGAUUAUAGCCAACACUUAGACAGAGCUCUAUUGAUUUGUGCAGUACCUUUAAGUUGUAAAAGAAGUAAUCAGCUACUUACAUUUCUUAUCAAGUUAGAUAUUGAUUUAAGAUAGGAAAUCAUAGUAUAUAGCUUUUCAGAAGACAAUGCACCUAGGGGAGACCACAAUUAUUUAGCUUGUGCUUAAUGAGUUAGUAACAAUCGCUAAAUAAUUGCCUUGAUUAAUUUUAAUCUAUAGCAAUAGUAGUAAACUACUAGGGAUUCUUUACUGCUCCUUUUCCCAUUUCUAGAUGCAAGGAGUUGCCACGUGAAGGGUUGUGGAAUACAACAGUUGAUAGUGAUUCUUCCUACUUAGAUGGUAGUGCACCCUUUUCGAUUAGGUGUUUUAUUCAUUUACUUUACUGAUCAAUUCUUGUUCGUAGAGUCAAUGUUAUGGUAUGGAUACUUAUUAUUAGCAUUUAGAGGCAAAGAACCUAAUUUUAUACCUUACAUACUUUAGUACAUCAUCCGCAAGAACAUGCCUCCACUAUCAGUCAUUGACAUUGUGCCACACUCAAGCCUGAGAAGUUUCGACACCACUAGGACAUAGAUCUUUUUUUGCCAUUUUUACCACUUUUACUGUCAAUGAAUUUUGUUAAAUGAGUUGAGCACCAAUCACUCUCAGCUCCAAUCAGUGUUGAUUUUGGUUUGGAAGAAAACAGCAAGAAAAUAAAGAAAUUCUGAAACGGAAUAGAGAGGGGUAUGGGGCUUUUCUGUUUUUAGCAGGCCGUGUAUUUUUUAAAUAAAGGGUCCAAGUUCUCUGUUUCCUGACCGGACUAUAAUCAUAGCAUCUUCAACUAUUCAAAAACAGAAAUUGCUGGAUGUUUAUCUAUAGGAGUAUUACUAUAGUCUAUAUAGUUUCUGUAUGUAUAUAUAUGUAUGUAUAGAAGGAAAGAGGGUUACAGCAGUUAUAGAGAUUUGCAUGUCAGUUUCUAUAGCCUUCUGCUGAGGUUUCAAGAGCUGGUCCCAUCUAUAGAUUUACAAACAAAUAUAUUAAAAAAAUCAUAAAUAUUCUGCGGGAAAGAUGCCCUCCUUGUGGUAGCUUUCACACAUGGAAAGAUUAACCCAUGCAUGCGGAGAAACAUUCAUAGUUUCUUUUCCUAUACGAGAGUUCUAAUCAGUGAAUAGAAAGUAUUGUUUUUAAAUGUAUAGGGUUAUUCUCGUAGUUACUUUGUCCAAGGAGCAUGACCAUGGAUUCUUGGUGAUGUUGUAGCAUAAUACUAUUGUUCUGUAAGUUAAUGUGGGUUUAGUCUUAUGCAAUUUGUAAAAGCUAUGGGGGGAGUAGAUCCUAGUGCAAGUUGUUGUACCUCCUGGUUCGUAUAUUGGUUUAUAUGUCACAUUCUUUGUGCAGUUAGUUAGGGACAAAGACUUGAAAGUUAUAUGUUGCAUAUAAACGGAGAUAUGGAAUCUAAAUCUUUCGUAAACAACUACAUAUGGCUUUUUUUGGGCGGGUCGGGGGGUUAAACUCUUGUUUUCGCGAAAUGAAAAAAAUACUCAAAACUUUUAUUGCUUUAAACAUGUACAGAUACUGAUGGGUGUGAGCAAGGGUGAUUAUAUAAUUUGUGGUAAGAUGUAGUUAGGUUGUGCAUCUUAGAUUGGGUAUUUCUGGCUUAAUUUCUACAAGCACAAUUAGAAAGCUGUGCAAGAGCUUUAGCUCAUUUGGUAGAUGCAUGUGUAAGUUGUGUCGGAUUGUCGGACAAACUUAGGUGGAGGAAGUUAUAAGAAUAUUAGACGCUAGAGAUCGAAAGAUAAUUUCACAAAUAAAAUAAACUAUUACUUCUUUAUUUUAAUUAAAUGUGAAUCUAUUGGCAGAAGCAAAGUCAAAGUACUAAGGCUCAGUUAUGAUACAUAUAUGCUAUUAUAGGCAGGGGAAUGGAUUAAUAUUGACCAUUUAACCAAACCAGAAAAGCAAGGAAAAGGUGAUAAAGAAGGCUUUGGAGUCUGUUAUUUGGUCGGAAGCUUUCUUGGUGUACUUACGCCACCUGCUGAGUGCUGAUUCUUGCCUUGGAUAAUUUAUUAUCUGUCAUUAAGUCAAAAUCUAUCGUUCUGGAUAUAUUUUAAUGAUAAUAAUUAUAAGUGUAAUUUUCUAUUGAGAUUAGGGAAAAGAAACUGACAAUAACAAAGUAUGUACAUUAUUACAGCAAGGAGGUAAAGAGAUUCCAAUCCACUUCUAUAAGAAUGAAUAUAGACUUACACAGGAUUGUAUUAUAAAUUAUAUAUGAAUAAAAUAAUAUAUUUCUAAUGUUCAAAAUGAUAGUACAGAAAAUAAUAUAAAAUCUUCAUGCUGAAAAUGAUAGUCAUAACUACUAACACUGCAAAGUUUCCAUUCGUGCCACUAUAAAUUGUGAGAAUUGAUACCAUGUCAAGGAACCAGUUACUCUAAAACCUCAAGGUGUUAGAGGAGGCCCCUUUAUGGAUCUUAUACCUUAUAUUUCAACACUCCCCCUCACUCGAAAUCCCAUUAUUUGGGUUGAAGAGUGGAUCACGGGCUCCCAUCUUUGGGGCAUAAAUUGCCUUCGUGUCCAUUUUAAAUGUGAGAAUAUUGGGGGGUGGCAGGGCUCGAACCCGAGACCUCCUGCAAACCUGAGCUCUGAUACCAUGUAGAGAACCAUUCCCUCUAAAACCUCAAGGUGUUAGAGAAAGGCCCUUUUCAGGAUCUAUAUUCUAACAGUUAUAGUGAAUUUGGGUUCACAAUUGACCUGGCUUUAGUUUGAUAUAUAUGUCUUAAAUUGGGGUAGUCAAGGAAACAAAGGAUGUGUAAAUUUAAGUAGAAGUAAUAAAAUAUUUACAGUGUCUAUCUCAACUACCUAUUUAAAGCUCUGAAGGUAAACACUACAUAAUAAAUAAUAAAUUAUAUUUUACCAAAAUAGGAAAAUUCCUCAAUAAUUUAAAAUCUUAAACUAUUCCCUUCUAUAUAUAUCAUCCAUGAGACUCAGCUGUCCUUGCAAUUGUAGUUUGUACUUUGUCUAUCACAUACACAUACUUUCCCCACCUGGCCUAUUUUUUUCAUACCAACACCCCAUUACCGUCAUCCUUGAAAGUUUGCCUAUGAGAAAAGAGGGAAGGAGAGGCCAACUUUAGUGAUAGAUAUGAGAGGAAGAUCUUCAAAACAAGGUAGUCCAAAAAGCGAAGUGAAAACAGAUAAACAUCUCCCUAAAAACACACAAGAGCCUCACCUCUCAGGAGCUUACAUCCGUAACCUUGUCAAACAGUUAACUUCGUCCCGAGGAAAAGAUACCAUGAAUCAAAAAGAGCACCUAAGUUCAUCUCUGGUGCCUGAUGGACUUGAUGGAGUUGCUAGCCAACAUCAAAAUUUAGGAGAAUCCCAAGAAACACAAUCACCUCAACCACCACAACACAAAAAACAAGUUAGGAGACGUCUUCACACCACUAGGCCCUAUCAAGAAAAGUUCCUCAAUAUGGCUGAGGCAAGACGAGAAAUUGUCACUGCACUCAAGCUUCAUAGAGCCUCUAUGAAACAGGCUAAUGAAAAUCACUCACAACCAACUUAUCAAAAUCGGUCGGAACCAUUGCAAACCUCCCCUCCACCCCAAUUAAAAUCCAAAUCAAGAAGAAAUUCUAGAAUUUAUGCCUCUAGCAGUAAUAAUUUCUCAAAUAAUUUAGGCAGCCCCUCUGGCCAAUCUUUCCCUUCUCAACCUGCUCGAACUUCUUACUCAUGGCCUAUUUGCAGUUCUGCUCCACCUCCUAUUCCGGAGAACUUCAACCUCAUGCUGCCUAACCAACCCUUGGGCUUAAAUCUGAACCUACAAGAUUUUAACGAUUUAGACACCACUAUUUUCCAAAACAGCUACAUCCCUUCAUACUAUUCACCCUCAUCCCCAUCAACUUCUAGUUCACCCCCUCUUUUAGUGACCAAAGAAGAAACCCCAUACACAGGGUUUUCACAAGAUCUUUCUGUGGCAGAUCCUAGCAUCAUCCAUGAAGGGGACCUAGGCCUCCAUCACGCCAUGGACGAUGAGGAAAUGGCUGAGAUCAGAUCAGUAGGAGAGCAGUAUCAAAUUGAAUGGGAUGAUACCAUGGAUUUGGUCACCUCGGCAUGGUGGUUUAAAUUUUUCAAUAACAUGGAAAUUGAGCCAAAUGGGUUUCCAUCCUUCGAUGAAGGCAUGGAACUCCCACCUUGGUUGAAUGCAAAUGACAAUUGCUUUGCACAGAUAGAUGAACAUGACUCUGGUCACUAUCAUCAAGAUCCUAUGUUGCCGCAGAUGGACAUCGGAGAAAUUGAAGGAAUGGAUGGAGAAUGGUUAGGUUGAAGAAUUGAUUACUUUUUGUAUGAUCAAUUUGAUGGGGAGUUUUCUGUUUAGUUUGUUUUUUUGUUUUUGUUUUGUUCGUUUUUGUAAUAAGGCAGGCAGGCUAAAUCUUUAAAGUUAGAGCCAUUUGAGAAAGAUAAUCAGGCAGCUGUUGUAUUUUGAAAUUUCUUGCAAUGUUCUUAAUAUAUUUAUUUUCAUAUUUUGAAUUGUUA
This is a messenger RNA of Daucus carota subsp. sativus, 6350 nucleotides long. RefSeq lists its product as uncharacterized. Lineage: Eukaryota; Viridiplantae; Streptophyta; Magnoliopsida; Apiales; Apiaceae. The transcript is spliced from 2 exons. The record is from RefSeq and is a predicted model, not a curated record. Bases 4960 to 6141 code for a protein of 393 amino acids.